AUGCUCGCCUCGAGGACGGUAUGCGCCCAAUGCCGUUCGAGGCUUCUGGCCGGCGCGGCUACAAUCGGCGCGGUCCGACCGAACUCGACGACAAGCUUUCCGUCCGCCGCCGUGGACCAGCCGUCCCGAACCCCGAAACCCAAAGCGACACGACCACCCACGAGGAAGCACAAGGGCAGCGGCAACGAGACUGCGAAGCAGAGAGUCCUGGAUCUAUUUGAAGAGACCGUCAGCAAGCAGCCCGCGCCGGCGGCUCCUAGCAACGGCCCGGGCGUCAACCAGCUCUACUCACUUACCGACGAGCUCAGCCAACUCUUACAACAGAGACAGAAGCAAAAGAUCUCCGAUUUGGAAUUUGCGACACAGGCAUACACGUUCAUAACCACAAAACUUCUGGUGUCCGCGCAAAAGUCGGGUGUCUAUCUGCCUCAGGUUACCACAACAAUAGCCAGCCAAGCUUUACAACAAAUCACGAGAAUCAAGUUUGCGACGGUAGAGGCCGCCGACCUCCCCCGAACGGUAGACAUAUGCAAGUUGUAUACUCACAUAAAUAACAAGAGGGUUGUGAGGCGACUGGAACUCAUCAAUGGCCUCCUGCGAGCAAUCAUCUCAACUCGAGCGGACCCGGAGAACCAGGCUGUGGAGGACCGGCUGCUGGAGGAUCUGGUGGAGUGCUGGAAACACUUUUCGGGCUUGAAGCGCGCAGACAGCGGCCUCGAGUCGGAUCCAGUGUUUUGGCUCACGUCACGGCGGGACUUGCUAGGGACCGAGAGACCCGAUAGACUCCUCCGCGCGCUCUUCCCUUUUUUUGCAGCCAACGAAACGUCAGGCCUAGGACCGGCCCUCGUAGCCACCUACGUAUUGCUGUCUGAGUCCAAGCAUAUGAUCAGCAAGGCCAGGUUGGAGGCACACCCGCUGUUGGAAGCACUGGAUCCUAUUGUCAAGCAAUUCGAUAAGGACAUGCUGCAGGAGCUCUUUCGCGACCAUGCCGAAGUCUGGAGCUACGUCCAACCACGGGCGGACUGGAGGGUGACGCGCGUGGCUCCCGGAACGUGGAAAGAAUUGGAUACUGUGUCUCCAGGCAAACCCGAUCAAGCCAAGUCAGCGGUGCGGUUCUCUUAUGCCCUGUGGCACCGGCGGUUCGAGACCGUCUUCCGUGCAAACGACACUGCAGCCAUCCAGCAGGCCUGGAGAGACCUGAUCAACCCGGCCAACGACAAGGACCGGACCCUGAGGUUGCAGAGCUCUCCGGACCUUUUCGACUACAUCCUGUUCCUCGCGUGUAGCAAGUACGGGUUAGGCGCAAGCUUUUCCAAGCUGACGGAGGAGAUAUUGGCGUACAUGAAGACUCUGGGCAUGGCCCCGACGGUCAGAACGUACACGUCAAUGAUGAGUGGCUGGAAAGAGGCCAGGCGGUUGGAGCCGAUUGAGAACCUGUGGAAAUUCAUCACAAACGCAGGUGUCAAACUGGACCAGCAGAUCUGGUCGAGCAGGAUCUCGGCCCUCGGCCUUUUGGGCGGCGAACAUGACGGUCUGGGUGCCCUCAAGGAGAUGGAUAGGUUGUGGAGCAUGGCAGUAAAGAACGGCACGCAAGGAAAGGCCGUCGAGCCUGGCAUUUCCAACGUGAACGCAGCCAUUUCCGGCUUGCUCCGCCGUGAUAACAUGGAGGUCAUCCGUACCGUACUGGACUGGGCGACCGACAAGGGUAUCACGCCCGACAUCUACACCUACAACAUGCUCCUAUCACGCAUGCUCAAAAAGGGGGCCCACGAGGAGGCGGACCGGAUCCUCGCCAGCAUGAAGACGGCGGGCAUCACGCCGGACGGGGCCACCUUUACCGUCAUCAUGGAGGCGGCCCUCAGCGACCUGCCAGACCAGACGCCGCAGGAGCAGCGGGAGACGAUGGACAGGGUAUUCUCCGAGAUGGCCGCCUGCGGCAUCGAGCCCAACCAGGAGUCCUACGGCAAGAUGCUCCACGUCCUCGUCCGGGCGGGCGACAGCGGCAAGCACGCCGUGGCCGCGCUGCUCUCGCACCUCCGCGCAUCCCGCCUCCAUCCGUCGACCGAGAUGUGCACCAUGCUGGUCGAGUACUACGUCAACCGGAAUCGGCCCGACCUCGACUCGCUGCGCGCCCUCGUCGCGGACCGCCGCGCGCGCACGCGGGCCCUGACGGACCGCGUCUUCUGGGAGAGCGUCAUCAAGAACUAUCACCGCGCCGGCGACCUCGACAGCGCGCUCGAGGUCGUCUACGACCUUGAUGAUUGGGGGAUCUGGCCCGGCUUGCCGCUGCUCGACCCUCUGCUGCGGUCUCUGGUCCAUCGGCAAGACUUUGAGGGGGCCAAGAAGCUCGUCGAUACCGUCCGCAAGCAGGCCAGGCCUCAGGCCGCGGACAAGGCGGGUCGCUUUUCGAAGCACGGGUUCUGGGCGUUUGCUCACGAUUACCGUCUAUUGCCGGGGCAAGAGGAGGCGUAG
Messenger RNA from Colletotrichum abscissum, 2472 nucleotides. RefSeq names its product pentatricopeptide repeat domain-containing protein. The record is from RefSeq and is a predicted model, not a curated record. The transcript has a single exon. Bases 1 to 2472 code for a protein of 823 amino acids. Gene Ontology annotation, molecular function: protein binding. Lineage: Eukaryota; Fungi; Ascomycota; Sordariomycetes; Glomerellales; Glomerellaceae.